CCACAACAACUACACCAACAACAUCCACACCAAUCACAACCACAUCCAGUACAACAGUGUCUACCACCCCAAAUACUAUAGCAUCAAUCAUGUCACAUACUAACACAACAACUACACCAUAUCCCACCACAUCAGCUAUAACCACAACACCUGCAGCUCCAUCAACCAUCCCAUCCACAGCCACAUUAACCACUACAGACAUUUCUUCAUCUAACACUCCAAACACGUCAGCAGUCUCAGUGCCCAUGUCUAAUGCAACAACCCCACCCCUCACAUCCCUUACAACUCCUCACCCAUCACCACUGCACACUGCCUCAUCCAACAUGACUAAUGAACCAAUGAUGUCCACCAUGCCAUAUCCAUCCACUAUUCUGCACUCAACCUCGCCCAUCAUAACGUCCACUGCCAACAUGACCUCUAAAAAUACCACUCCUCCAGGACACUCCACACCUUUGCCAACAACAUUCACCUCUAAUGCCAGUACAGAGUCAGCAGAGGUACAUUGUAACUUCUCACAGCUCUGUGCCAAUCAGUCCGUGUACUACUGGAUGAUCCUUGCAGUGGAGGUGACUGGAGACCUGAAGAAUGAGUCGGACAUCAGUGGCUGGUUCUGGGCUCUAUUUCAUUCUCACUUGGACACCUGUGAGCCCUACAAGCCUGAACAAGCAAAUGGAACAAACUCGACUGACACACUGCAAACCACCUCUGUCAGUCCAACAUAUCCCACCCCCUACAACAUGACAACACUAUCCCAGAACUUCAUCAACUUCAGCAUGACAACCUUGACAACAAACAUGACAACUAUGCUUUACAAUAGUAUUAGUACUCCCUCACACAACCAUAGCAUGACAACUCUUUCUCCCAGCUAUACCAUGUCCCCCAACUGGCCCCAUAGCACCACAAGUGAAGCGCAUGAAGGUGGAAAUAUGACUGCUGCCAGCCUGUUUCAAGACAUUGAGGUGACGUGUGUCAAUAAAACAGGGAUCAGGAGGACUAGGUGCACUGUGCUGCUGCAGACGAGGAAGCCAACGUUUCCCUGUUGUUUUCAGCGGGCCCUGUGGCUGGGUCAGGAGAACAGCACCAUACAAACCAAUAUAGUGGGAAAUAGAGUGGAGAGAGUGGGUAAAGGUCUGUGUGCAGGCCAACUGCCGCCAAGUAAUGGUUUUGCAAAGUGCAACGGCUUCCUCAAUGGCACCCUCCCUCUUCCAGACACGUGUCACACUCCAGAGCCUGUCAAUAUCUCAUGUGGGCAUGCAGGGACUGUUUACGUACCUCUUGGGAAUCAAACCCAAAUGAACUGUGGCAUGCCCCCUAAACCCCCCAUCGAGGCGGAGAUUUUCUGCAACUGCUCCGCUUAUUGCUAUGGUACAGCUGCAUACUAUACCUUGGGUAUACAGAUCAAAGAUCCUGCUAUGAAUAUUUUAAACAUCUCAUAUAUGAUUGAUCAGCUAAAAAAACCUUCACCCUGCACCAACGCCUCAGAGACACAUCCUCCCUGUCCUCCACCCAUCAUAUCAACUAUCUACCAGGAUGCUCAUGUGGAAUGUAGUGGCGUAAAUACCAAUCUCCAAAGCUGCAGGGUUAUCGUGCGCCUUGACCAUUCGUUGCCUAUAUGUACAGUCAGUACUGCAUUGAUGAAUCUGUUCAAUGAUAAGCCUGGUAUUGGCUAUAAUGGAACGGUGACGCGAGCGGCCAUUUGUGGCUGGCCAGGAUCCAGUGGAGGUCUAUUGAAUUCGACCUUCAUGUGGAAGGAGAUCAACCUCAACCCCACUAUGUUCUGUGAGGUUGAAAAUACAUAUGAUGUCAUCAGCUGCAAACAAGGGGAAAAUGUGUGUGUGCUCCUGAAUGAAACGUGCGACCCCAUGCCUCCUACUACUUCACCCAACCCAAUGGCUAACACCUUUUUACCUGCAACAACGAUACUGUCUCCUCUACCGACUAACACGAUACAGCUAAACACCUCCUCCCUCCCAUUGUACACAACAUUAGCUCCGCUAAACACCACUUCUACAGCUCCAAAUACUACAUUAUCAGCUCCAAAUACAACCAUUGCCACGACGACCCUGGGUAAUACCACUACAAACCCAUCAACACCCAUCAUUCCACCAGUGAAUCCCACAACAGCUUCCCCAAAGUACACCACGACAGCUGUAAUAACAACAACCACUGCAGCGCCCAACACCACAGCAGCCAGUAGUGAAGAGCAGGCCAACCAGCUGCUGGAUCUGACUAGUAACGUGUCCAAGCUCAACUCCUCCCAGGUGGACCAGCUGGUGUCCCAGCUGGAGGCCCUGCUGGCCGGGCCCAAUGUCAGCCUGGCUCUGGGGCAAACCUCUGUCAAGAUUGUUAGCAACCUGCUGGGUGCCUCCUCUGGCACUCUGGCUUCCUCCUCCACCAAGAUCAUUGGGAUUGUUGAUACGGUGGGCCUGAAGCUGGUCGUUCAGCAAGAGGCUACAAUUUUAACUAAGUCGGUUGCUGUUGCUGUCAAAACAGUGGAUGGCACUAAUUUCCAGCAAACAUCUUUCUCCAUCCCGGACCCUAACAAUGUACAGAUCCGUGGAGGCGGCAGAGCCAGGAGAAGUGUGAGAGCCGAGGAGGGUUCCCUCCCUCAGGGCUCCGUCACGUUUCCCUCCUCCCUCACAGCGAACCUCUCCCCUGAGCAGCAGCUACAGGCCUCCAGACUCCAGUUCAACUUCUACCAGAAGAGCACUGUGUUCCAGGACCGAGCCCUGGGAGACAGCAGGCUGUACAGUGGGAUCUUGGGAGCCAGUGUGGCGAACCUGUCAAUCAAAUCUCUGCAGGAGGACGUGGUGAUCACCCUGAGAAACACUGAGCCCGUCCCAGCAAAUUUUGUGGUUUCAUGUGCUUUCUGGGACUUUGGCUUGAAUGGUGGCUCAGGAGGCUGGAACCGAGACGGCUGCUCUGUCCGGAACAGCACAGAUAAUGAGACCGUCUGUGCCUGCAACCAUCUCACCAGCUUUGGUGUGCUACUGGACAUCUCCAGAACGGGCAUAACCAAUCGUCUCCAGGCCACAAUCCUCACCUACAUCACCUACAUCGGCUGUGGUAUCUCCGCCAUCUUCCUCUCCAUCACUCUGCUCACCUACCUGGCCUUUGGGAAACUGCGUAAGGACAUCCCAUCUAAGAUCCUGAUCCAGCUGUGUGUGGCUCUGUUGUUCUUAAACCUGGUGUUCCUGGUGGACGCCUGGCUGGCCCUCUACCCUGAUGCUGUUGGCCUGUGCAUCUCCACCGCCUGGUUCCUACACUACUUCCUGCUGGCCUCCUUCACCUGGAUGGGCCUGGAGGCCGUCCACAUGUACCUGGCCCUCGUCAAGGUCUUCAACACAUACAUAACACGCUAUAUGCUCAAGUUCUCACUCGUCGGCUGGGGCGUCCCACUCCUUGUGGUCAUCGUCGUUAUUGCUGUUGAUAAGGACAACUACGGCCUUGUUGGCUACGGAAAGUACUCAGAUGGCUCCCCUACAGAUGACUUCUGCUGGCUGAAGAACAACAUUGCCUUCUACGUAUCUGUGGUGGCUUACUUCUGUGUCAUCUUCCUGUUGAACCUCAGCAUGUUUGUGGUGGUGAUGGUUCAGCUCUGUCGUAUAAAGAGUCAGAACCCCCACAACAUGAGACACCGUAACGGGCUUCAGGACCUGCGCAGUGUGCUUGGGAUCACCCUACUCCUGGGCCUCACCUGGGGCUUUGCCUUCUUCGCCUGGGGGCCCGUCAACCUGGCCUUCAUGUACCUCUUCGCCAUCUUCAACUCCUUUCAAGGGUUCUUUAUCUUUGUGUUCUACUGUGCUGUGAAGGAGAAUGUGAGGAGGCAGUGGAGGACUUAUCUCUGCUGCGGUAGACUGAGACUGGCAGAGAACUCAGACUGGAGCCGCACGGCUACACAGAAGACGGGGAAGAAGUCAUUGUCAGUGACCAGAGCCACAUCUCUCCGCUCCUACAACUCCUCCCAGUUCAAUCAUUCCUCCAGCUCCUCCUUCUUGACUGGUGACUCCCCAGAGCGGCCCAGUGGAGCAACAGAAAGUCCAUUUGACGACAGAACCAUCACAGCCCUUGAGGAGCUCAACUCAGACGUGGUCCUCAACGAGGUGAACAGCCAAUUCAGGACUCAGAGUCAGAGAGCACCCUGAGUCCUGGGAAACACUAGGCCUAGGGUAGGCUGGUGAGGAAUGGACUUACGUGAGACAGUGUGUUUCAUAUUAUUUUCUACGUUUAUAUUAAAUAUUUGAAUGUUAAUGCUGCAUUUAGUAGUUUAAUGGAAGUGUGUGACAGACCACACUGAAGAGAUGGGACAUCACCAAAGAGCCAGCAUGCUCAUGGAUUUCGUCUAGUUGACCUACCAGUACUAUCAUGAACUCGUCUGGGCUGGCACCUAUGAUUGUGAAUAUCAAUACAUGUACUGAAAAGGUAUCUACAGUAGCACGAAGGAAAAACCCAACUGAUAGAUCCUCAUGAGCUGCAUCCUUUGACUGCAUACUACAUGCUUUCUUGUUUUUCUCCACAUUAUUCAGAGGCAUAAGCUAACGCAUAUUAACACUCUGUCACUACCUGGUUUGAUUUAAUUUAAGAUAAAGGCAAAGCUCUUUUAUACUAUACUCAGAAUCAAGAUAUUUCCAUGAGAUAUUUAAGCAAUAAGGCCCGAGGGGGUGUGGAAUAUGGCCAAUAUACCACGGCUAAGGGCUGUUCUUA
Coregonus clupeaformis (lake whitefish) is the source of this 4704-nucleotide messenger RNA. RefSeq names its product adhesion G-protein coupled receptor G2. The transcript is spliced from 31 exons. The record is from RefSeq and is a predicted model, not a curated record. Gene Ontology annotation, biological process: adenylate cyclase-activating G protein-coupled receptor signaling pathway; cell surface receptor signaling pathway. The coding region runs from base 90 to 4145 and encodes 1351 amino acids. Gene Ontology annotation, molecular function: G protein-coupled receptor activity. Gene Ontology annotation, cellular component: membrane. NCBI's taxonomy places the organism in Eukaryota, Metazoa, Chordata, Actinopteri, Salmoniformes, Salmonidae.